This is a messenger RNA of Drosophila eugracilis, 1323 nucleotides long. RefSeq names its product prolyl 4-hydroxylase subunit alpha-1. Lineage: Eukaryota; Metazoa; Arthropoda; Insecta; Diptera; Drosophilidae. Gene Ontology annotation, molecular function: procollagen-proline 4-dioxygenase activity; protein binding. Gene Ontology annotation, biological process: peptidyl-proline hydroxylation to 4-hydroxy-L-proline. The transcript is spliced from 6 exons. The record is from RefSeq and is a predicted model, not a curated record. Gene Ontology annotation, cellular component: endoplasmic reticulum. The annotation marks the transcript as partial.
AUGGCAAGCUUUAGGAGUACGCUUAUAUUCUUACUUUUAUGCAGGCAAAUUACUGGCGAUACUACAAAGAAUGUUCACAAACACAGCAACGAUCUAUAUAGCUCUUCAAUCACAGGACUCCUUAAGCUUCUCGAAAUGGAGCAAGACUUCAUAGAGAACAUAAGGGUAUACACAAAUAAACUGGCCGAGAAGGUUAAGAAUCUGCAAGCAUAUAUCGACUCAGUUUAUUACAAGGUCAAUGAAAGCUUAGAGGAUCGUGAAAAAUACGUCAGUAAUCCAUUAAAUGCCUUCAGUCUGGUAAGAAGGACACAUCAAGACAUGCCCAAAUGGCACAACUACUCGCAGCAGAUUGUGGGACUAGAGGAACUAUAUGCCUUAGAAGAAAUACUAUCUAAAGCCCCGGAUGAAAAGGACUUGGAGUACUCCCUGGAAAAAAUGGAUCAACUAGAAAAGACUUACGACUUAGAAGCUACCGAUUUAGCAAGAGGUCGUCUGCAUAAUAAAGAACACAACAUUACACUUUCCAUAAGAGAUUGUGUCGUUUUGGGUGAACACAAAUUGAAAAAUGAAGACUACAAGCGAGCGUCAAUGUGGUUUCGCGCGGCCAUAAAAAAGAAUCCCGAAGUAAAUGAUAUCAAUGAUAUUCUGGGAGAUCCGAAGGAUAAAUUGUAUAUGCAGUACGCAAAAUCAAUGAUAAUAUUUGGCAUGAUAAAGUCGAAUCCUUCGCUGACUAUCACAGAAGCUACGAAGAUAUCCCUCAUAGCCCUGAAUAAAGCCAGACUGGCAGAUGUAAAAUCUCUCAUAACCGAAUUACUAAGCCAAAGUGACGAACAAAUAGUUUGGGAAAUGAACCUGAAUAAGACAGCUCCAACAGACUACGAAUUGGGAUGUCGUGGGCAGUUUUCCACAAGGAAAAAGCUAGUUUGCAGUUACGAUUUCACCUCGUCUGAUUUCUUAAGAUUGGCACCUCUUAAACAGGAAGUUGUAAACCUGGAUCCACGCAUUGUAAUAUAUCACGAAGUUCUUUAUGACAAAGAGAUCGAAAAGCUAAAGCAGCAAUCGGAUAACUUUACUGCAUGGGAGACAGAAGCUAUCAAAAAACGCAUCAGCGACAUAUCAGGAUCUAGUUUUCCACUUGAAGGGGCUUACGAAAAUUUGUCCUACAAUUACAAGGAGAAUUACCGAAUGGGGGUAUUACUAUUCUUCCUUAAUAAUGUGGAGCAAGGUGGUGCGACGAUCUUUCCGAAGUUUAAAAUAUCUGUCUUUCCCCAAAAAGGCAGCUGUUUGUUUUGGAAUGAUGGAUCCGUCAAUGGAAGUCCAGCG